ACAAACGAUGUAAUGAUCCUUCACUUCACUCGGUGUGCGGCGCUUCAGUUUCAAAUUGGUUUGGUUUCAUCGGUUUCAACGAUUCAUGGAUUCAAACCCUAACCAAACAUUCUAUAAAGAAAUUUGAAGCUGCCACUUUGUAACUGUGACAUCUCCGAAGUAUAAGGUAUCAACAGUAGGAGAAGGAAAAGUAGGGAAGUUGAUUAUGAAGACAAGGAAGAAGAGAAAGAGGCAGAGUAGAAGAGAUAGAGAAGGGAAGAGGGACAGGCUGAGUGAAUUGCCUGACUGUGUUCUGAUCCACAUUAUGGAGUUUAUGGACACAAAGCAUGCUGUUCAAACCUGUGUCUUGUCUAAAAGAUGGAAGGAUCUCUGGAAACAUCUCACUACUCUUGCAUUUAACACAUUCUUCUUUAAUAAUGUUGUCAAUUUCAAGAAAUUUGUGUCUCACGUUCUAUCUAAACGUGAUGAUUCUAUUUCCCUGCUUAAUCUUGAAUUCACUCGUCGCGGUUAUGCUCAGCCCCAGCUCCUGAAUAGGCUCAUGAAAUAUGCCGUGCAGCACAAUGUUCAACAAUUGACAAUCUUUAUAAAUUUGAAUUCUAAACCCAGUUUUGAGUUUCGCCCUCACAUCUUUUCCUGUCAGUCCUUGACAUUUCUUAAGCUUUCUGUUAGUAGUUAUGACCCUUUUAUGAUAUUACUUCCAGAGUCUCUGGACAUGCCAGCAAUAAGAAGCAUGCAGCUUGAGUCUGUCACUUUUACUGCAAUUGUCAAUGACUAUGCUGAGCCAUUUUCUAAUUGUCGCAUGUUGAAUAGUUUGAUACUUGAAGGUUGUUCGUUGCAUAAUGGUCUAAAAUUCCUUCGUAUAUCCAAUUCUAACCUUUCCAAUCUGAUCCUAGAUGGCAGCUUUGAAGCAGGAUUUUUCAGAAUUGAUGUUUGUACUCCAAACCUUAGUUCUCUCACUUUAUCGGGUCAUACUGAUCAUCCACUUUUGUCCAUACCCAAUCUUUCGUCCCUUGAGGAAUUAACCAUCGAGUCACGUGGAAAUUCAUGGUAUCACAAGACACAGUUACUCAUCCUAUGCUGGCUGCAAGGGAUAACUGAUUUAAAGAUGAUGACAGUGUCUCUGAGUGCUCUUGAGUUAAUAGUACAAGAUCUAUCAAAACCUCGUGCAGCGGGCAUUCGACCUCCUUCUUUUGUUGAAUUGAAGACAUUGACUGUGAAGAAGCUACCAUAUGAAGAAGUAUCUGAUGAUAUAUUAAAGAUAUCAUUGCCAUACUUACUUAAGAACUCUCCAGCGGUCAAAAUUGAGUUUGACUUCACAGAUUGAUGAAAGACAUAUACAUGCUUAACUCUUGGGGUUGUUGAUCUAUGCACUCAAAGAAUCCCAUGCGGCUCAAUAUGGUGACAGUUUGUUGCUUUCUUGAAGACAGGGCCUAAGGAAUGGUUAGGUUCUCAAUGUCUUUUACUACAUUUUAGACCUAAAGCAAGGAAAUUUCAUAGCAAUGAUGGUAGCUGGAAGCUUAGAACUUUUGAGAAUUCAUCUCUACUGUAGGUUUUCUUUUUCAAAUUUUAUUUUCCGUUCGUAGCAAUGGCUAAUUUGAGACUCCAAAACAGGCCUCGAAGUUGAGUUUUGACAAUUGAACAUAAACCCAAGUAUGUGAAGAAUCUGCUCUUCAGACUAUUAGAAUCGUUUGGGUAUUCUCUGUUUUUAGAUGAAAUUUAUAAAAAAUCAUGGAAUUUUGUAGUUUUAA
Molecule: messenger RNA, 1748 nt
Organism: Vigna unguiculata (cowpea)
Lineage: Eukaryota; Viridiplantae; Streptophyta; Magnoliopsida; Fabales; Fabaceae
Product: F-box/LRR-repeat protein At3g26922-like
Molecular function (GO): protein binding
Source: RefSeq, a predicted model, not a curated record